Molecule: messenger RNA, 3194 nt
Organism: Osmerus eperlanus (European smelt)
Lineage: Eukaryota; Metazoa; Chordata; Actinopteri; Osmeriformes; Osmeridae
Gene: znf385c
Product: zinc finger protein 385C
Exons: 9
Coding region: 1-1749 (582 amino acids)
Cellular component (GO): nucleus
Molecular function (GO): zinc ion binding; nucleic acid binding
Source: RefSeq, a predicted model, not a curated record
AUGAAGCGCCCCUUCAGCCCGUCGACUCUGCCGGAGGUGGAGGUGGAGGUGGUGGGGGUGGUGGGCGAGGCGAGCCCCGAGCCCCAGCAGGACGCGGGGGGCGCAGUGCCGGGGCAGCCGGCAGCAGGGGGCGCCCUGUCCUCGGAGCACAGGGCCAAGCGGGAGAGGAGGCAGCGCAGCUACACGCUGUGCGAGGUGUGCAACAUCCAGCUCAACUCGGCCGCCCAGGCCCAGAUCCACUACAACGGCAAGACCCACCAGAAGAGACUCAAGCAGAUGUGCAACGGCAAGAUCCCCCCCUCCGCCACAGGUACCUCGGCCCAGGGCAACCCCCUCCUGGCCUCCCUGCCCCUCCCCGGACGGGCCCUGCAGCCGCAGCUCGACCUCAAGCAUUUCCUGCCCUUCAGGCUCAAUGGCUCCUCCCCCCUCAGCCUCUUCCCCAACUUCAACACGAUGGAUCCGGUCCAGAAGGCAGUCAUCAACCACACGUUUGGAGUCCCUCAGCCCCUCAAGAAGAAACAGAUUAUCUCCUGUAACAUCUGCCACCUGCGCUUCAACUCCACGAACCAGGCGGAAGCACACUAUAAGGGACACAAACACGCUCGCAAGCUCAAGGCUAUGGAGGCUCAGAAGAACCGUCAGCGGAGGGCCGUGGAAGCCUCCUCCACGGGCAGGGAGAGGGAGCGGGAGAGGAGCAGGGCCAGAGCAGGAGACUGCCUGCCUCUGCCUGCUCUGAUGGACACCAGCCUGAUGGAAGGAACAAGCCUGCAGGCUGACCUGGAGCCGGCCAAGCAGGAAGUGCUGGAGGAGCCCCCCAGGAGCCUGGUGGGGAAGCUGGAGGACAGUCCUGGAGGCUCCGUCUUGUUGACGCCCGUCUCCGAGGUGUCAACCCUGGAGCUGGCCACCCUGUCCCCACCCCAGGUGUCCCCCUCCUCCCAGAUCUCUGAGACGGUCUCCGACACCAGCCUCCCCGAGGCCCCGGGCCCCGCCCUGGAGUCCGCCAGACAGCCAGACAGCUCGAGCACAGACGGAGAGCGCGGCACAGACGAAGAGAAGGAGAGCAAGAAGAACAAGCUCCAUCUUCACUGUCCCGUCUGCAAGGUCACUGUCAACUCCACCUCCCAGCUGGAGGCCCACAACAGCGGUACGAAGCACAAGCUGAUGCUGGAGGGGCAGAGCGUGCAGCCCAGGCGCAGGGGCAAGGUGGUGGCCGCCCGCUCGUCCUGUAAGACCAAGCGCCUGGGCAGCAAGGGCAGCGUGGGGGUGCCCAGCAAGAACUUCCAGUGUGAGGUCUGCGAGAUCUACGUCAACUCUGAAACCCAACUCAGCCAGCACAUGAACAGCAGGAGACAUAAGGACCGGCUGGCAGGCAAGCCCCCCAAACCCAAGUUCAGCCCCCACACUAAGACCCAGCCCAGCUCCAGCUUAGCGAACGUGAGAUGGAGUGGCUACGCAGGCGGGGCCGUGUCUGCCAUGAAGAAAGUGUUCAGCCAGUACAACCUCGCCUCCCUCUCCUCUCAGACCAAACUGGCCUUGCAGAAGCAACUGGCCAAGAGCCUGACCACUGGAUUUCUGCCAAGCCCCCUCAACCCACCCACUCUGUGCACAAUGGCAACCAAUCCGCUUGCCCUCCGCCACCCAGGCACUGCAACCUUCAUCCAGACACCUUUUUUGGGCCCAGCCCUCUUCCGGCCUGCCCCGGGGCCCCUGAGGGCCACUCACACCCCCAUCAUCUUCUCUCCUUACUAAUGACAUGGCCCCUGUCCCUCUGAACUCCACCCUGUCCCUCUACCAGCCCCCAGCCUCCAUUACUGUGACCCACUCGAUAAGGGCCACCGCAAACUAUGCAGCCUGCAAGAGCCAGGAUGGAGAGAGCAAGUAAGCACACUAACCUUGGGCCCCAGAGUGGUAUGGGACCGACUGGUGGCUCCUGGCAUGGAGAACACACCCCCAAGGCCAAAGUCCUGCCUCCCCUUGAUGCCCUCUGUGGUGGCCCAAGAAACAGGACACACCUCCAGGAAGUGACUGGUACAGGGAGUGUCUUUUACAGACAUUUCAUGGGUUGAAAUGGUUUGGAUGAUUCAUAUUAUUGUGUAAUUUAUUAGAGAACAAAAAUCUAGAAGUGUAGAUGUAUGUUUAGUGUGGUUGCCACAAAAUAAGGUCCCUUUACUUGAUGCCUGGCAAAGUAACUUUUCUUUGCUUCUAAGUUAUCUUUUAUAACAUGUUGACAUUAAUAAGGUCAUGGAAGCAAGUCGUAUCAAACCCCUUUUUCUUUGUACAGCCCUUUUUUACAAGCAAUGUCACAGAGGGCAAGUGAGACCAAGUCAUAUUUCUGUAUCAGUGAAGACGUCUGUCAUCUUGUCGAGGGGGAUUUACAAACUCUUCCUCAGAUCCUUAAAGCAAUCAGGGUCGUGGUGGUGGGAUUUCCAACACAUGAAUAUAGCAGACAAACAAAUGUCAUAGCAUAGGACUGUUGAUGGCGGUGAAGCUGGUGUCCUUGUGAAUUGUCUCCAUGAAAGAAGGGCAGAAACACUGGAACACGUCCAUCAACACCAGACAUGCAUCCGUGAUUAAAUGACUUCAAGAACACACUGUACAAGCUUUGCUGCCACAAAAGCCAACAGCUUUUCGACCACAAAGGUUAUAUUGCACCAACACCCUUCUCCCAACCUUGCUGCUUGGGCUCUUUUGUUACUCACAACCCUGAAUUAAUGUGCUGAUUAGAUUAUUAAGCCCUUUCUCUCCCUCUCUGUUUCGCUCUGACUCACAUCCAAACAUGGCAUUUCAUAACUCAUUUUACCCUGCAUCCCUUGGAUUAAGCACUCAUUAAGGUCCUGAAAAGGUCAGGUUGUCAACUUGAUUUUGUUUCAAGCUGCAGAUGUGGCUUGAUAAAGACCUUUGCUCUGUUGGAUGAUUUCUAUUGUACAGCCGCUGCGCUCUUACUGUCUCUUUUUCUCGCCUUGCCAGUCUAAAAAAGGAGAUGUCUCGCGGUAUAUUAAGAUCUGUAAUCUACCGCGACUGCCUUCAUCCACUCUGGUGAUUAAACUGAAUAUUUUCCCCCCUACUGUCCUCCCCUCAUCCUCACCAUUCAUUUUCUUUGCCACUGUUGCCUCAGCAGACACUGAUGAGAAGAAAAGGAUGGCAAUUUCUCCCCACCACAAAACAAAGGGGAGGAAAUGACAUGGCAGACCCCC